ACGAAAAACAAUAUUCCAGAACGAACGAAUAUCAAUAUAUAAUAAAAUAUGUACAGAAAUGGAAUAGUGCUUGCUUCUCAACCACUAAUUUAUUUUUAGUUUUAUUCUCCCAGGUCAUGGCAAUGAAUUUGAUGAAGAAGUAACACGUGCAGAAUUUUUGAAUGAUGAGACAACGAGAAGCCGUGUCGCAUUUGAGUUUAAAUUUUCAAAUUAUGUAUAAUUUCACAUCUAUUACGAGCAUGAUAAUGUUUCGACAUUUUGGAAAUAUUGGUGAAUAAUUUUAAAUCAAUGUGCAAUGUCUUAGAUUUAUAUUAAUAACACGUACGUUUUACUUCUAAAAAUAUACAUAUGCAAAAUUUUUUAGCUUUGCUUAACAUUACGCUUGAGAUAAAACGCGGCGUCUGAGUUAGCUUCCUGAUUUGUAAAAGCAAGAUCGAAUGUGCUGUUUCACAGUGCAUGAAAAGUAGAACUGUGUCUAUGAUUAUGUAGUAAAGAAAACGUAAAUCGUUUUAGGAUAAAAUAUACAUUCACCUAAAAAUAUAUACAAUAUCGUUUCUUGUACAAAAUUAUCAGCGACGUAUGAAAAUUGGCAACAGUUGUAAUAGCAUAACGGAAUUUUAAAAUAUUUUACAUAACGUACAAUGUAUGUAAAAGUAUUUACCUCAUAUAUUAGUUUAAAUUAUAACAUUACGUCUGAUUUGCCCUAAUUAAACAAUUCACGUUAAUUAUGGACUUUUCAACAAGACCAAGUAAUGUGAUAUUAGUAAUAGAAAAAAAUGCAUAGCUGUUUAUCAUAAGAUGAAUUUGAACUAUUAACAUAUAUCGGCGAACGCUUAUUAUUACCGUCACAAAUAAUUAAUUUGCGACCAGAACUGGCGAAGCAAGUCAGCUUAAUCGUGUACGAAACACACGACACUUUCUUACUCAGAGACAAAAUAUAUCUUGAUUAUUCACAGUUUGAAGAGAAUUAUAUCCAGAUAAAAGUCGGUACAGAUCUGUUCCAUCUUCAACAAUCAUUUCUCUUUCUACUUCGCUUAUCCGUUGCGAAUACUGUCUGUUUCACCCAACAAGUUCUAUAUCAAGCUUUCUAAUAUCAAUUUUAUUCAAGGUAUCCAAAGUAACCUAUGUCUUAAAUUAUAUCUAUUAAAUAAUCUCUUAAAUUAUAUCUAUAUCUAUGUCCUAAAUUAUUCGUUACUAGCAAUUUGUCAAUCAAUCGAUUAUUUCGAGAGGAUAUUUGAUGUUUUCAGAUAGUUCUACGCGGGGAAGUGGACACAACGUACAGAACACACGAUAACGACGAGCUAAUACUUCGAUCGAGUUACUUGCACAACUUUAUCAAAGGUAUUUUAAGGGUAUAGAAUUAACAAGGGCGAAUAAAAUAUUAAAUCACCACUUUGGUUAGAACGAUCGUAAUGACAGCAGAUGGCAAACGUCGUGUGUUUCUACAGUCUACAGACCGUAGUAGAGCAGGUCUGUUUCUUUAAUGCGGUAGCUACGGUAUUGAUAAAGCAAGGGAAUUAUAUUGUGAACAUGGCGGAGUACAAGAUGCUGCUUACCGCUAUUUGGAAGGAUUGGUCAACCGAUAGAGUGAUUGAGGAAUCUGACAUUAUGGUCGAGUACGCCAAAAGGGGAGCCUUUUUUUCUCGGUUGUACUGCGGACUUGGCGUUUUCUGUUCCAUAAGUUUUAUUCAACUAUCUCUAUCGCCAUAUAUUUUAGACAUAAUUUCACCCAAUAACGAAACCCGAGAUUUAAUAUACAUUUAUCCAGCUUAUUAUUAUAUCGAUGACCGGAAGUACCGUAUGUUUAUAAGUUUUCAUAUGAUAUAUACGGUCAUAUCAACAUUCUUUGUGUAUGUGGGCUGUGAUGCGAGUUACAUAUAUAUGGUGCAACACGCCUGUGGACAGUUAGCGGUGGCUGGACAUCGUUUCAAGAAUUCGCUUUCAGAUUUGUCUAUCGAAAAUGAAAAGAAUGGCAUGCAGGAUAAUAGUUAUGAGAGAGUGCUUCAUUCGAUUCGAGAACACCAAUAUGCUACAAAUUACCUGAAGACUAUUCAAACCAGUCAUUCCGUUUAUCUUUGCAUUUGCAUCGGUAUGUCAAUGGCAUCUUUCUCAGUCUCAUUGGUAAAGGUUGCAUCACAGUCGGAAAUUUCUGGAGUGCUUAUCAAGGACAGUGUUUUUCUUUUGUCCCAACUGAUACAUAUACUUCUUUUAACUGUGCAAGGACAAUUCGUACUGAACUCGAACGAUGAAAUUAUCGAAUCGAUAUACGACGCAUCGUGGUAUAAUGCUAAUAAAAAAACGCAGUUGUUGUUCGUGUUAUCCAUCAGAAGCUGUUUGAGUCCUCCAAUUCUAUCAGCUGGGGGACUUUUAGACCUGAAUUUGAAAAAUUUUGCAGAGAUAUCACGGGUAGUAGCAUUUUAUAGUUUGGAGGUGUUGUCGGAUCAGAUGCCAUAUCUCGAUAUAGGAUUGGUCAUUUUAAUCAAGCAGUACAAUUACAUUCUGAACGAAAAGAAGUUGAAAGGACUUCUAAACGAUAUUGUGGCCGACCGGCUAAUAGAACGACCGAAGGAGGAAUUAGAGAUUUUGGACAUGUACUCCAAGAAGGCAACAUUUCUUUCCUGUUUAUAUCAAGUUAGCAUAUCUUUUUGUGCGUUUAUGUUCGUCCUCCUACCGACUAUACCACCUAUCCUGAACGUCGUCGCACCCCUGAACGAGUCACGAAGUCGCGAAUUCAUCUACCCAUCCUAUUAUUUCGUGGAUGAGCAGCAGUAUUACUAUCCCAUACUUGUGCAUAUGAUAAGCGUGGCGGUAAUACUCACAAGUGUUUAUAUAGCCUGUGACAUCAAUUUGGUUCAUGUCGUACAUCAUGGUUGCGCCUUGUUGGCCAUUAGUGGGUAUCGUUUCAAGCACGCAAUGGAUAACGUGAGCUUUUCCAAUGAAAAGUACCUGGACGUGUUACUAGAUGAAACCUAUGCGAAAAUAAGCCGAUCCAUCGAUGCUCACAAAAAGGCCGUUGAAUAUGUGGAUAAAGUUGACGCCUGCCACGUGCACUACUUCUUCAUCAUCUUGGGUCUGAUAAUCGUAACAUUUACAUCCACGUUCGUGCGGUUGUCAACGAUGGAAAUAGGAGUCAGAUACUUCACAUUCUGCGCGUUCACUAUUAGCCAAAUGACUCAUCUUUUGUUCUUGACGAUAAUGGGACAGUUUCUGAUAAAUUCCAAUGAAGAAACCUUCCAGGCAAUAUGUGAAGCCAAAUGGUACAAUGGAUCGUCGAAAAUGCAAUCGUUAUAUCUAUUGGUGUUGCGAAAGUGUUUGAGCCCGCCUAAACUAACUGGUGGAGGAGUAAUCUCUUUGAAUUUGGAGAGCUUUGUACAGGUUAGCUUAUCACUUUCACGAAAUACACAUGAGAACAGUUUUCAAAAAACAAUCGACGAUUUAUCAACGACUAAUAUCUUUCUAGGUUUUAAAAGCAUCUUUCUCGUAUUAUACAGUGUUUAGAUCUUCAUAA
Bombus pyrosoma is the source of this 3508-nucleotide messenger RNA. RefSeq lists its product as uncharacterized. Gene Ontology annotation, biological process: detection of chemical stimulus involved in sensory perception of smell; sensory perception of smell. NCBI's taxonomy places the organism in Eukaryota, Metazoa, Arthropoda, Insecta, Hymenoptera, Apidae. Bases 1423 to 3498 code for a protein of 691 amino acids. The transcript has 15 exons. Gene Ontology annotation, molecular function: olfactory receptor activity; odorant binding. The record is from RefSeq and is a predicted model, not a curated record. Gene Ontology annotation, cellular component: plasma membrane.